AUGGUCAAGAAGCCGGUGAUAUGUCCAUCUCUUUUGCUCAUUUCUCUCAUAUGCUCAAGCUGUGCUUGGGUCGGUGAGGGGCUAGCAGACGGGCCGUUUCCGGUGACGGUUAGGGGGAGGGAGGCUGUCGAUGAAGCGGGAGGGGCCGAGCCGUUAUGGGGACGGGUAGCCGGCAGAGUCGAGGGUCGUCGUGAGGGACCAUAUCCCGGGUUACCGCUCGCCGCCGAGCCGGCCCACGUCAUCCGGGACGGGCGCCCGGCUACCAUCACGCCGCCCCCGACCCUUCUGAAUCGGCAGGACCAGGGCCAGAUCCAAGCGCUGAGCGACCAGCUGCGGCAACUCAGCGAGCAAUCCAGGUCCGUCAGCCAGUCCAGCCAGCAGCUCAGCCAGUUGCUGCAGCAGGCGACCCAGCGACUGAGUCAAACUGAGCAGCAGCUGGCCAGCGCUCGUCUGCAGCAGAGUGCUGCCGAGUCCGCGUCGCGGUCCAUGUUGCAGGCCUCGGCAGAGGCGUCCCGUCGGGCAGAUGAGGCAAGGGCCGGCGCGGACCAAGCCAUCUCAGAGGCGAUUCGCUCGGCUUCCCAGAGCGCCAACCGCGCCAUGUCCGAGAACAUGGCGAGCGUGACGAGCUCGAUGGGCGCUAGCUUCUCGAGCGCCCUCUUGCUGGCGAGCCAGAGCGCGGCGUCGGCUGCAAGCGCGGCGCAAAAAGCGCAGGCCGAUGCCACGGCCUUGAGUAACAACGCCAGCGAGCAGAUCCAGCAAGCUCAGGGCGACGCGCUGUCGGUCGCCCAAACCGCCAUCGCAGUUGUAGGCGGCAUCGUCGGAUCGUCGCUGCUCACCGGCGUAGGAUUCAUGCUGGUCCUUCGCCACCGCCGAAAGAAGAAGCGCCGGCACGGCGAGGGCAUUAUAGGGAGUAUUGGAUACCAACAAAGCACCGGCACCUCCAACAAGGCAUAUUCCAUCUCGCACUCCAAGAAUGGCUACGUCACAAGCGACGACGGAAGCAGCACCUACAGCACCGACGACACCGGCUUCAAAUUCCCGCCCAGCAGCAACACUGGCAAUCUCCGGCAGCCCGCACCUGCAGUCACCACAGAUGGGAUCCCAAGGAAAGGCAUCGACCCCAGUGGCGGUGAUAGCGGCAGCGGCGGCGUGGGCUACGCAGUGAGCUACUACGGCCCACGACCCUCCGCGACCAACACCAGUGGCAAAACCAUUUUCUCCACCAACGAGACCAGUCAUCAACGACCACGGCAAUUCCAGCUCGGAAACCCGCCCGCUCCCAGGGGUGCAGCAGCAGCAGCAGCAGGAAGAGGGAAGUUCACCCUCUUCCCCAGGCCGAAAGCUACGAACCAGACGAACGGGGCCAUCAGCAGGAGUGGCCAGGGAGAAGAGGAAGACGAUGCGGAAGAGAAAGUUCGGCACCACCACCAACAAGCGACGUCGGCGCGUCCGCCGCCGUUGUCGUCGUCAGCUGGUGGGGCCGGGGUGGGGUUGCCGGGAAGUGGAUGGGAGAGGGACGUCGAAGAAGAUGAGCAGCAGCAUCAGCAGGGAGUUCAAGCACAAGGGCAGGGAGAACGGCGGAUGGGAUUGUCGUCGGGUGCCGGGCUGCCUAGUUUGGAUCGGUGGUUGAGGGAAGGGACUGAUGUUAGUCCGUUUUCGACUCUGAAAGGGGUCAGGUAA
Molecule: messenger RNA, 1680 nt
Organism: Parathielavia appendiculata
Lineage: Eukaryota; Fungi; Ascomycota; Sordariomycetes; Sordariales; Chaetomiaceae
Exons: 2
Coding region: 1-1680 (559 amino acids)
Source: RefSeq, a predicted model, not a curated record